Messenger RNA from Helianthus annuus (common sunflower), 1883 nucleotides. Its product is annotated as transcription factor DIVARICATA. Bases 689 to 1540 code for a protein of 283 amino acids. The record is from RefSeq and is a predicted model, not a curated record. Gene Ontology annotation, molecular function: DNA binding. The transcript is spliced from 2 exons. NCBI's taxonomy places the organism in Eukaryota, Viridiplantae, Streptophyta, Magnoliopsida, Asterales, Asteraceae.
AUCAAAAUCCACCACCCUCCUCACCCAACCCACCCCACCCCACCCCCACUGUUGUUCUUUCUCUAAACAAUCUUUUAGAUUCAUUUCUUGAUGAAGGUAUGGUUGCUUCUCUUUUCCCCUUUUCUGCCUUGCUUCAUUAGACCAAGAGAAAGGCACCAAUCUUUGCUCACUUCACACAUCACAAUAACAUACUCAUAGUCCCCAAUCAUUCAACCCCAGAUUUUUUCUUCCUAUCUUUUUUUCCAUUUCCAGCUUUUCAGGACUUCAUAUCCCUUUACUUUUUAUUAAUUGGGAUUUCAAGAUUUUCCAAUCUUAGAAACCACAACUGGUCCAGAUCUUGUUCACAUUCCUAGCUUUGUGUUGGCCUGGUCUUCUCUCUCUCUCUAGACUCUAGAGAGAGAGAGAGAGAGAGAAAGAGUGGAUUCGCUUUUCUUGAUACCCCUCCAUCUUUGGGGAAGUAUUUUCGUUAAUUUUGAAAAGGUGGUCUUUUAAAGAUUCCUCAGGGUGGUUGGCUGUGGAGGCAAACAAAAGAAAAGGCUAUUCUGAUUCCAUUUACCCAAAACAAAAAUGCUUCUUCAUUUAACUUUCUUGAAUCCAUUGUAAAACACUCAACACCCCCUUCCCUUUUGAACAAGCACCCUUGAUAUUUGAUCUUGGUUUUGGUUUUGGGUUUUUGAAUUGGAGUUUAAUGAAGUGGGAAACAGCCAAUUCAUCAAGCUGGAUGAUGGAAGAUAGCUUAAAGAGCACAAUAUGGACUCCUGUUGAGAACAAGUUGUUUGAAAAUGCUCUUGCUAAGUUUGAUAAAGAUACGCCUGACCGCUGGCAGCGGGUGGCGGAGAUGGUGCCCGGGAAGACGGUGGCGGAUGUGAUGAAACAGUACAAGGAGUUAGAAGAUGAUGUUAGUAGUAUUGAAGCAGGGCUGUAUCCAAAAUAUGGAUACAAUUGCAGCACUUCUAGUUUCACUUUAGAAUGGGGAAACAAUAAUGAAUUUGAUGGGUUCCCAUAUAGGAAAAGGUCUGCGGCUGCUGCUGCGGCCGCCUCUGUCCCCAUGGCUUUGGUGGCAGCCGGGCGGCCGCUUGAACAAGAAAGGAAAAAGGGUGUUCCGUGGACUGAAGAAGAACACAAAUUGUUUCUAUUGGGGUUAAAAAAGUAUGGAAAAGGAGACUGGAGAAACAUUUCAAGAAAUUUUGUGGUGACAAGAACACCAACUCAGGUGGCAAGUCAUGCUCAGAAGUAUUUCAUCCGGCAACUUUCUGGUGGGAAAGAUAAAAGAAGAGCAAGCAUUCAUGAUAUAACCACUGUUAAUCUUAACGAAAACUCCGGCUCUUCAUCGGAAUAUAAAACAGCCGCUUUGCCGGAGCAAUGCAAAUUCCAGUGGAAUCAACCAAACAGUGAAAGCACCACCAUGGAUCUUAACCAAGCAUAUGGGAAUAUGUUCAUGUCUCCAACAUAUGGAGGGACCAUGUAUGGCGGAGGCGGUUUACAGAUUGGUGUACCCAAUAAUAUGGUUUUUCAGAUGCAAACCACCUAUCCUCUCUAAGGUUUUUGUGUCAUGGGUUUUAUUUUUCUUUUUUGCUUUGAAAUGGGUAGUUUAUGUUGGUUGUGUUCAUGAUGUUUUGAUAUUCUCUUGUGGUAUUAUCUAUAAGUUGUGAAUAUUUUUAGCCGUUGUUUAGCGUGGUUUUAGCUCUUCGGAAAAGGAUUAGAUUUUGGAUUAUUUAUGUAGGUUUUCGUCUCUGUGAAGUGGCACACACAGAUGCUUAAUACAGUUGUUAAUACAGUUGUGGUGCACAACAUGUAAUAGCAUCUGCGUGUCACUUUCAUUUAGAGCUUUUUGAGCAAGACGAUCUAUCUUAUUAGCAUAUAAUCCAAGAUUUUAUUUGUCA